AUGUCUAGAAUACCCCCAGGCGGCGGCAGGUUGCCUUACGCCCCCUCGUUACCAGGAGGCAAUCCCCGAAUGCCCCUAAACCAAGGACGACCGCCGCCGGGAGGCUCGUACGGCUCAGAUCCAUCCCAAGGCUAUGGGAGUCCUCAAGGCUAUAGCGAUCCCCGGAUCAACCAAGGGGCUGGUCCCCAAUCGCCAGGGAUGUCGAGAUACUCAGAGAAAGGACCUUCCGGACACUCUGGUUCCAGAAGGGUUCCUUUGCGAGUCGAGAAGGUUGCCGACAGAACUUUGCAAUCUCGCCUGAUCUACGGCAAUAUAUGUGCUGUUGCGCCGGAAGACUUCCCGCCGAACCGAGACGGUACCGAUCUCUAUAUCCUCGUGCGUGGCGGCCAACCAGAGGGAGAAUUCGUCAUCACAGCGAGGCCCGUUCCCGGCUUCCCCCAAGGGGGAAUUAGUCUCUCCGACCCUCAGCGUUCCUGGUGUAACAUCACCAUUCGCGACACGUUCUCUGGAGAACUAUAUGACCCUUUUGCCCAAGGAGGGAGAGCAUAUUUGGGAUCCGUUGAUCUAGAAGUCGGCUUCGCAUCGCCUAAUAAGAGAACUGACGUUCCAUACGAUGAGGAUCAUCUCGCAGCGCAAUUUUCUGACACCUUCGCAAACCAAGUUCUGGCCCCUGGGCAGAGAAUUUUAAUGGAUGUCCGCAAUAUUCCGCUGUUGAUUGUUGUCAAGACAGUGGGGCUUGUAGACCUUGCCAUGUCCUCGGAUGACCCUAGCAAGCAGGUCUUCCGAGAAGGCCAUGCAAGAGGCAUUCUCACCAGCCAAACAAGAGUGUUGUUCCACCGCGACGGUAGAACUGACUUUCACAUGAAGCCAUCUAUGAGCAAGCCCAAUUCCAACGCUAUUCUGGCGCCGGACUUCAAGUUUGAAGACAUGGGCAUUGGUGGUUUGGGCGAUGAAUUCUCCACCAUCUUUCGUCGAGCUUUCGCCUCCCGCGUGUUUCCUCCUGGCCUCGUGGCCAAGAUGGGCAUUCCGCACGUCAAAGGAAUGUUGCUUUACGGCCCCCCGGGUACCGGCAAGACCCUUAUUGCCCGCCAAAUAGGCAAAAUGCUCAACGCGCGCCCGCCAAAAGUCAUUAAUGGCCCUGAAGUUCUAAACAAGUACGUGGGACAGUCUGAAGAGAACAUCCGAAAGCUAUUCGCGGAUGCCGAGAAGGAGUACAAAGAAAAGGGCGAAGAAAGCAGCCUUCACAUCAUCAUUUUCGACGAACUCGACGCCGUAUGCAAACAGCGUGGAUCGGGCGCUGGAGGAGGGACCGGUGUUGGUGACAGCGUGGUGAACCAGCUUCUUUCCAAGCUUGACGGAGUCGACCAGCUGAACAAUAUCCUGCUUAUAGGAAUGACCAAUCGAAAGGACAUGAUUGAUGAUGCGCUCAUGCGACCUGGUCGUUUGGAAGUCCACAUCGAAAUUUCUCUACCAGAUGAAGCGGGUCGGCUCGACAUCUUCAACAUCCACACUGCCAAGAUGAGGGAGAACAAGAUUCUCGAUUCUGAUGUUGACCUAAAGGAGCUCGCAAACAUGACCAAAAACUACUCGGGUGCCGAGAUUAAUGGCGUUGUCAAGGCCGCAGCAUCAUUUGCAUUUUCGCGCCACACAGAAGUCGGUCAAAUGGCUGCCGUGAAACAGGACGUUGCCAGCAUGCAAGUCAACCGCGCGGAUUUCAUGCUGGCCUUGACAGAAGUAAAGCCGGCAUAUGGUGUAUCAGAGGCGGAGCUUGAAGACGCCAUCGGUCUGGGCAUCAUGCGGUUCAGCCGAUACAUUGGCUCGACUAUUGACGAGAUGAUGCGUGUGGUUGGCAUGAUCAAAAACGACCCCAACAAAUUUAGCACCUCGGUGCUCUUCCACGGACCCAAAGGUGCGGGAAAGACUGCACUUGCAGCCCACAUUGCCAUGCAGUCCGACUUUCCCUUUGUGAAAUUGGUGACGCCGGCAGAUCUCGUUGGGUACAGAGACGACUUUGCCAAGAAGGACUACGUUCACAAAGCAUUCGCGGAUGCCUACAAGUCGCCUGCGUCGAUCCUCAUCCUCGAUGACUUUGAGCGUCUCAUCGGUUGGAACCCGAUUGGACCUCGUUUCUCCAACGUUAUGCUGGAGGCCCUUACCACGCUCAUUAAUCACCGUCUCCUCGUUUUCGUGACCACGUCCAAAGCUGCCGUGCUCAAGAUGCUCGAAAUCGACACUGAUUUCGCAAAGAGGGUCGCAGUGCCAGCUGUUUCUGACGUUGAAGAGCUCGCUGUUGUCUUGCAGGAAUCUCGUGUCUUUCGACCCGAUGAUAUUGACCAUGUGCUCCAGCUGGUACAGCAGCGCACAGGGUCGGACAAGGUUGGAAUAGGCAUCAAGACGAUCCAGGACCUGAUCUUCGAGGCCAAGGCCGGCGAAUCCAGCAGCCACUUGGUAGAGACUUUCUCAGAGCUAUUACUGGAUAACAUUCAGGGCAUAAAUCUUUGA
This is a messenger RNA of Metarhizium album ARSEF 1941, 2502 nucleotides long. Its product is annotated as vesicle fusion factor NSFI. Lineage: Eukaryota; Fungi; Ascomycota; Sordariomycetes; Hypocreales; Clavicipitaceae. Gene Ontology annotation, biological process: intra-Golgi vesicle-mediated transport; SNARE complex disassembly; Golgi to plasma membrane protein transport. The transcript is spliced from 3 exons. Gene Ontology annotation, cellular component: Golgi stack. Bases 1 to 2502 code for a protein of 833 amino acids. The record is from RefSeq and is a predicted model, not a curated record. Gene Ontology annotation, molecular function: ATP binding; ATP hydrolysis activity.